Molecule: messenger RNA, 6101 nt
Organism: Drosophila melanogaster (fruit fly)
Lineage: Eukaryota; Metazoa; Arthropoda; Insecta; Diptera; Drosophilidae
Gene: Octbeta3R
Product: octopamine beta3 receptor
Exons: 10
Coding region: 1088-4858 (1256 amino acids)
Biological process (GO): G protein-coupled receptor signaling pathway
Cellular component (GO): plasma membrane; membrane
Molecular function (GO): signaling receptor activity; G protein-coupled receptor activity
Source: RefSeq, marked reviewed
CCAGAGCAGGCGCUCAUCGCCACGGAUUGCUGACCCGCAAAAAAAGGCCAAGAAAGGCCUGCGAGCCAGCAAUAAAUACAAAAACCACAACGAAAGGCAGUUGAAACCUGUGGCCACUUGUCACAAAACGUAGCCCAAAGUGCCAGUGACAGUUGUUCUGAUACAUACUUGGCAUCCUUCUUUUGUGGUGAAAUGAAUGAAAUUAAAUUCAUAUAUAUAUACACAUAUUGAAAAACCGGCUGGACAGUGAAAUUCGCGUGUGCGUGUUUCGAUUCUGCGGCACUACAAAAACCGAUACGAAACUCCAUUUAUGACCGCCUGUGGACAGCAAUAUAAAUGGAGUCGCGUUUCGGGGAGCUAAUGACAAAUUAAAUUGUUGGCACACACACACCCAGAAGAAUAACAAAAAAAACGGAAGGAAUAUCGCAACAUCGAAGGCAUUAAAAAAUUACGAACCGCGCGUGUUAAAAAGUUCGAGCUGUUAUCAACCAAAAAAAAAAAAAAAACAACAAUAACAACAAGUAGAACAGCAUUAACAAUAAACUGCGAUAAAAGCAACAGACAAACGGGAAAAGUUUCAUUAUUUCGGUGAGAAGGCAGCCAAGUCGAGGCGGCGGCAGGCAAAUCAGGAAGGACAAUGAAGGCGGCGCGCCAGGGGCGCUCAUCCUGCCAAUCCUCCGGCUAUUCCACCGCUCAUCAUCAUCAAGAACGGCGGACAUAGGGCGCGUGUUGAGCAAUUCCCGUGUCGCCGACUGUUGCGCGCUUGAGUGCCAAAUCGAAGCGCGAGUCUCGACUUUUUGCCAAUUUCCAGCAACUCAAACGGGAAAAGCGUCCUAUGGAGGAUUGGGAAAUGGAGCAGAGACCUUCAGUCGGAGCUGUGAGCAAAUACUGGAAUCGCAGAGGAGCAACAUUGGCAACCAGGAUGACGGCAAACUUCGGCAGCCUUGUUUGCAUUGCAGAUUGCAAUUACUCGAGUUUUAAAUUACGCACAGCAGCCGGGAAAAAGAUAAACGACAAGUACAGCGAAAAAGCAUUGGCGGAGCAACUUGAAUGAGCUGCGACUCAAUUGGGCUGCGAAAUCGACGAGAUGUCAGGGGUUAACGUGGCUGACCUUCUGGCCACGACAAUGACAUUACCCAUAACAGCCGCAGCAGGAGCAGCAACAUCACAAGCAGCAGCAACAUCAGCCACCAACGCCAGCCACCUGCAACCUGCAACAUUAACAGGCCACAUUUCCACGACAGCAGCAGCCAAAACUACGACGACGCCGACGAGCAGUUUGCCUAUAACAUCGCAAUUUGUGGAUGCCUCGUUGACUUCGCUAUCAUUAACAGCCACAUCGUCAGAUGCCUCCUACUCCUCGCCCUUUUCAUCCUACUUGUCGUCGGAUUCCACGUUUGAGCUCCUCUCGACAGUCGGCCCAAAUAUAACGGCCAAUGGCAGUGACAUUGCGGUGGAUAACCAGGCGGAGCUGGAGGAGAGCUGGCUGGAUCUAUCGCUGCUGCUGCUCAAAGGAUUCAUCUUCUCGUCAAUUAUCCUGGCCGCUGUCCUCGGCAAUGCAUUGGUCAUCAUUUCAGUGCAGCGCAAUCGAAAGCUGCGGGUGAUAACCAAUUACUUUGUUGUGUCGCUGGCGAUGGCCGACAUGCUGGUGGCCCUCUGUGCGAUGACAUUCAACGCCUCCGUGGAACUGUCCGGCGGAAAGUGGAUGUUCGGACCGUUCAUGUGCAACGUGUACAACAGCCUGGAUGUUUACUUUUCCACGGCCAGCAUAUUGCACCUGUGCUGCAUAUCAGUGGACAGAUACUACGCCAUUGUGCGUCCACUGGAGUAUCCAUUGAAUAUGACACACAAAACGGUCUGCUUCAUGCUCGCCAAUGUGUGGAUCCUGCCCGCCCUCAUAUCCUUCACGCCCAUCUUUCUGGGCUGGUACACGACGGAGGAGCACCUGCGGGAGAUUUCCCUGCAUCCGGACCAGUGCUCGUUUGUGGUCAACAAGGCCUACGCCCUCAUCUCCAGUUCGGUGAGCUUCUGGAUACCCGGCAUUGUGAUGCUGGUGAUGUACUGGCGCAUCUUUAAGGAGGCGAUUCGUCAACGCAAGGCCCUCAGCCGCACCAGCUCCAACAUCCUCCUUAACAGCGUCCACAUGGGCCACACCCAGCAGCCCACCAGCCUGAGCUAUCUGCAUCCCAGUGACUGUGAUCUGAAUGCCACAUCCGCCCGGGAGGAGACGCACAGUGCGCUUAGUAACUUGGAGGACAUGCUGCAGCCGGCCACCGACGAGGACGACGAUAGGGACGAGUGCGAUGAACUGAGAGUGCCAUCGCCGCCGCCACGCCGCCUCAGCCGCAGCAGCAUCGAUCUGAGGGACUUGGAGCAGGAGCGGUACGAGAAGGUCACCCACACGGACAGUGCUCCCUCGAUGAUGGCACUGCAGCAACAGCAGCCCUCCCACAAUCAGUUGCAGCCACCGGCGCCAGUGUUCAAUCCGCAGAUAUGGACGGAGGGCAAGAUGAUCCCUUCGAAGGAGCUCGAUAAGGAGCAUUCUCAUCCCAAUGGCCCGCAACAGCAGCUCAGCCUGACCAGCGGCAGUGGGAACAGCGAACCGGAACCGGAGUCCACUGCGUACCGGGUCUUUGGUGGUCUCAACAGCGACGAGAGCGAGGGCAACGACCUGUACGACACCCACCUGCCGCUGGCCGAGGACAACAAGGAGCUGAAGCGCCUGAUAGAGGACAACUAUCUGUACUUUAAGCGCCAGACGGGCGGCACCAUUAUCAGUGGCCCAGGCGGAGGAAAGUACGCUGCCCUCAGUGAAACGGACUUCAUCAGGCUGAAGGCGGGCGCAGCGGCCUGUGGGCGUAAGGCAUUCGCCUCCAGCGAUUCGGAGUUCCUGCGCACCAUUAGUGAAUCGCGGGCGUUGCCGGAGCAGCCAGUGCCCGGGAAGGAGAAGGGCUUCAACAUUCUGUCCCUGCUGUCGAAGACGAAACGCUCGAGCACCGAGUGCUUUACGCUGGAAAAGAAGCGACAUCAGGCCAACUCCGAGGGAUCCAGCUUCUUCCGGCGCUCCCGGAACCGGAAAUUGUCGCACAGCUACAACGGAUGCGGUGGCGGCAAGGAACGCAAACUUGAGAGACGCCAGCGGCAGCACAGCGAUACGGACUCCACGCCCAACAAGCCGGACAUCCUGCUGGACAUCAAUGUGCUCAGCGAGCAGAGUGGAGCCAGUGUGAUCCAGCAGUUCAGCGACGGGGUACAGCUGAUUGACUUCAGUGAGCUGAAAACACCGCCCGAGAGGAUUCGGAGCGACGACGAGUUGGCGCAGCUGGCCGAUUGCUUUGGGGAGUCGCCCCAGCAGCCGGCCACGCCGCCACCAUCGUUAUCGCCGCCAGAAUUGCCAGAACCGAGUGGCCUGCUCAUUGCCAGCAGCUCGGAACUGGCCGAGAUCUUUCGCUCGCUGAGCUUUCCGCUGGGCCGACCGGCUGGUGCUCCACAGCGCCUGAGCACGCUCAGUGACCAGGUGUGCGCCAACUAUCUGAUGUCCCCACCGAACACACCGGCUCCGCCGGCCAUUUCCGUGCCGAACGGAGGUGCCAUGGACUCUUCCGCCUCUUCCAACGCGCAGUCGGCGUCCAUCAAUGUGUACUUCCUAUCGCCGCCGCCGCAUGCCGCCGCACCUGGUUAUACGCCCAGUGACACAUCCACUGUGUCCUUGGAUGUGGUGACCAGCCUGCCUAUGCCCGUUCCAGUGCCGCAGCCAAAUCCCCAAAUGGCCUCACAGUCCAACAUAUCGCCCAAGCCGGAGAUCAUACUCGAUUCCACGCUGUCGCCGGUUGAGGGAUGCGGCGAUGAGCACCGGGAUGUCACGUCGCCACUGUUCAAGCGCAAAGAUAGCGCCGGCGAUGCGGACGUGAGCGUUUCCGGCAAUGGAGGGGCUGGUGGCGUUGGAGGAGUGGGUGGCCGCCAAGGCCGCUGCAGCAUCCUGGCAGGCUACGAUGGCAUCCAAACUGUGCGGAAGAGACAGGCGUCCGUGGUGACCUACGACGUGAAUGUCAUCAACUUCUCGCAGGAGAACAGCGACAGUCGCAGCUACAUCCCGAUGGGCCGCGUUUCCACCAGUUCCGCAAAGCACGAAUUUUCCAAUAAAUCCUCGCUGAUCCGACGCGGCGGCAUCUGCAUCUUUGUGGAUGAGGAGGAGGCGGAGAUCAUUGAGCAGCGGCCCCGCGGCAUCACCUUCGCCGCGGUGCCCAGUCCGCUGCCCAAGUGUCCGCUCUGCGGCGCCGACAUCAGCAGCACCACCGGCACCACCGCAAACGCAACCGCAACCGCCAACGCCGACAGCACAAUCGACACCACAGUAACCACUAGUAGUAAACGUAGUAUUCACGAGCAAACUCCAGAUCUUGGCCAGAGGCCCGCCUCCUCGUCCAGUUCCACUCGAUUCUGGCACAAGCGAACGGCGGCGGUCACAGCAUGUUGGCAGCAGAGCAAGAACCGGAAGCGCCGCUUCAAAACCGGAUGCAGUCACUGUGGUGCAACCGGCGGUUCCGUGCGACCGGCCAAAGGAUGGAAGGCCGAACACAAGGCCGCCCGCACCCUGGGCAUCAUCAUGGGCGUCUUUCUGCUCUGCUGGCUGCCCUUCUUUCUGUGGUAUGUCAUCACAUCGCUCUGCGGUCCGGCCUGCCCAUGUCCCGAUGUGCUCGUGGUGGUGUUAUUCUGGAUCGGUUACUUCAACUCCACGCUAAAUCCGCUUAUAUACGCCUACUUUAAUCGCGAUUUUCGCGAGGCAUUCCGCAAUACGCUGGAGUGUGUGCUGCCCUGUCUGGAGAAACGAAAUCCGUACAACGCCUACUACGUCUAGACCGGAUAGCGUCUGCAUCCCGGCCACAUUCCUGCUUCGUCCACCCUCGUGGAUGCGGAACAAUGCCCCUAUAAGUGAUAUUUAAUACUUGAGUGAAUCGUCGCACAUGUAUAUGUGCCCAAGGAGGGAAAACACCAGCUGAAGUGAAGAGAAGUAACAAGAGCAACGGCCAUACCAGUGGCAUUUGUGCCAGGAUAUAGCUAGCAUAAUCCUUGAAGCUAAGCAAUACUCGAUGUGUGUUUAUGUAUACGUGUACAAUUUCGUUUAAGCAACGAUAGGGAAUUUAAAUUAAAGUUGUGUUCUAAGCCCGCCAAGCCGCGGCUGCAGGGACAAUGCUGCCCCGGAACUAUACUAUCCAUAUAUAAGUGUUGUUUGUCCAACUAAACAGAAGAUAUACGUAAUAACUAUACAUAUAUGGCAGAGCGAAAGCCAAUUAGAAAUCGAGCGACUCUUUGCGUAGAAAAGUUCCAACUUCAAGUGAAAUGUUGUCAAAUGAAUCAUCUAAGAAUUAUGUACACCACUUCGGCUUGUCGAAGGCGAAACACUUUUUCCAUCGAUUUUUGGAGUAUUAAUACGAUCCAAAAUUGGAUUAUUCACAUGUGUCAUCAUCGUAUAUUAGGAUUGCAAAUCCUGAGCGGAAUGAACUCCCUGCUUUUAUUUCAUAUUAAACACACUUUUUAAUGUUGUUACAGAUAGAACUAGCCUAAAUCAUGGAAAAAGUGCAAUCCCAUAAUGUUACCUCUAGCUCUAAGUAUCAUACAUAUGUAACCUAGAAAACUAGCAAACCAAAUCUACAUAACAGAGUUAUUGAAAAUUACAAAUUACGCAAUCGAAAUUAUGUAUGGACAAAAUAUUGAAUGGAAGAGAAUUGUGUAGCUGACGUUAUGAAUUUUCAUGCAGAAAGACAAUCUUACCAAUGAGUAAAAAGAAUGAACUGCGAACAACCAAAACAAUUGGCAAGCUGUAGGAAAUUUCGCCAUUCGCUGCAAAAACGAUUCACUUAUUUCAAUUUAGUUAGUUCGAUUUCUAUUUGGAUUCACCUCUCUCCUGAGUUGCGACGACUUUUGUGAUAGUAAAGGAAAUUGAUUGUAUUUCUAGUUGAAUUGGCUUGCAUUGAGUAGGAAAUGCAUCCCGUCUAAACAUCUGUACAAUGUAUUGUGUAUCUAAGUAUUUAGGGUCAUGUAUCGCUAUGUAUUUCAAUGUACUUGCUGAACUAAAAUAUUGCAAAUUAAAGUGUGAAACU